Messenger RNA from Megalobrama amblycephala (Wuchang bream), 3602 nucleotides. It is a transcript of the gene cdh19, whose product is annotated as cadherin 19, type 2. The record is from RefSeq and is a predicted model, not a curated record. Gene Ontology annotation, biological process: multicellular organism development; calcium-dependent cell-cell adhesion; adherens junction organization. Lineage: Eukaryota; Metazoa; Chordata; Actinopteri; Cypriniformes; Xenocyprididae. The coding region runs from base 283 to 2625 and encodes 780 amino acids. The transcript is spliced from 12 exons. Gene Ontology annotation, cellular component: catenin complex; plasma membrane; adherens junction. Gene Ontology annotation, molecular function: cadherin binding; calcium ion binding.
GUGGUCAUUGAAGGGACGAACCAUUUUGAGAGCUGUGAGCAUUAGCACUGCCGUCUGUGAUCAGUUAACAGAUUAAAAUUUUGUUAAUGAACUACUGAGGAAAGCUUGAUGGUGAUUUUGAAGGAAAUGCUGUUAUUGUUCAGACACACAGAAAAGACAGCAUUUCCUUCUAAUGGAGUUUUGCUUCAUAUCCUGUUUGAGUCCGUCUCCUCCCUUGGCAUCAUCACCCUGACAUCCAGCCCUAACAUUCAAUGAAACACUGAUUCAAAGAACUUCUCAACAAUGGACAACUGUUCUGUUCUUCAUGUGCUUCUCAUGAUCUCCAUCAUGCCUGGCUGGCUUGGGGGUGACCUUAUAAUCUCAAGAAAACAGCAUGAGAUCCGUUUGAGUAAAGUCUCUCGUGGGUCCCAUCUGAGAAUGAGACGAGGCUGGAUUUGGAGCCAAAUAUUUGUUGAAGAAGAAGAUCCAACACCAAGGAAGAUUGGUCAGCUGAAAUCAGAUUAUGAUACAGGGGACUUUACUAUCAAGUACAUCCUGUCAGGUGAAGGAGCUGGUGAGAUCUUCAUCAUUGAUGAGUACACAGGUGACAUUCGCUCAUUACAGCCUCUGGAUCGCGAACUGAAGCCCUUCUACAUACUGCAAGCCCAGGCCAUCAACCGCAAAUCGAAACAGCCUGUUGAACCUGAAUCUGAGUUUAUCAUUAAAGUCCAGGACAUCAAUGACAAUGCUCCAGAAUUUAUCAAUGAGCCUUACGUAUCCAGCAUCCCAGAAAUGUGUCCAACAGGGACUACAGUUAUCCAGGUGACAGCUACAGAUGCAGAUGACCCUAUGUUUGGGAACAAUGCUAAACUCAUCUAUUCAAUCCUGCAGGGGGAGCCCUACUUCUCAGUGGAACCCAAAACAGGUAUAAUUGUGACGUCAUGGCCUGAUAUGGACAGAGAAGCCAGGGAGAUAUAUCUGGUUGUGGUUCAGGUGAAAGAUAUGCUGGGACUCAAUGGAGGCUACAGUGCCACAACCACCGUGACCAUUAGCCUAAUGGAUGUCAAUGACAACGGACCCACUUUCCAGCAAAAUUUGUACACAUUUGCUAUAUCAGAGUCAGCCCCAGUGGGCACCACAGUGGGAAGAAUAAUGGCAGAUGACAGUGAUGUUGGUCUGAACGCUAAAAUGAACUACAGCUUAGAGGAUCUUGAGGAGAGCAGCACCUUCACAAUCCAGACGGACCCUGACACUCAAGAGGGGAUUGUCAUACUGGCUCAGCCAUUGGAUUAUGAAAGCAAGAGGCGGUUUGUCAUUGCUGUAGAGGCCUUCAAUGAAAACAUAGACACACGUUUUCUGAGUGAAUAUGAGUUUCAUGACAGGACAACACUCAAAAUUACUGUGACAAAUGUGGACGAACCACCCAUCUUUUCCGAAACAUCUUAUAGCUGGAAAGUGCUAGAAAGUGCCCAAAUCAGCACUCAAGUUGGUACAAUCUAUGCUAGAGACACAGACACAGCCAACAACCCCAUAAGAUACAGCAUUUCAAAGAGCAGUGACACACAACAGAUGUUCAGAAUUGAUGCUAGUAAUGGGACAGUGUAUGUGGCCAACCGUUUGGAUCGAGAAACCACAGCCUGGUACAACUUGACCAUCAUCGCCAGAGAGAUCAGAGAUGAACAGCUGUCCUCCUCUGUGUCUUUACUCAUCACAGUCCUGGACGUCAAUGACAAUGUGCCUACCCUGUCACAAGACUAUCAGCCUUAUGUAUGUGAGGACACACAGGCAGGAGAGCUAAUUGAGUUGAUCAGUGCCACUGAUGCAGAUGAUCCUGUAGACGGCCAUCAUUUCUAUUUCUCCAUGAUCCCAGACAAACACAUCAACCCCAACUUCACCAUCAGAGACAACCAAGAUAACACAGCUAGCAUUUUGGCACGAAGGAGCACCUUCACCCAACAUGAUCACACACACUAUCAUCUUCCGGUGGUGAUCAGAGACAGCGGUUCUCCCAUUCUGUCCAGCACCACCACGCUCACCAUCAGGGUGUGUACGUGCCAGCCUACCGGUCACUGUCCAUCAGACGGUGUUGAAGCCCAGGCUCUCUCUCUGGACAUCAGCAUGCAGAUUUUACUUGGCCUGUCUGUUUGUCUCAUCACACUUGCAGUGCUGUCCACAUUAAUGCUAGCUCUGCGAAAAUACAAGACAUUACAGCAGGAGAAAAUGGCAACACAAGAGCUGGAAACAGAGGAGUUCUCUGAGAAAAUCUUGAGUUUUACAGUCCCAGAGUCCAGCCAAACAGUUCCUCUUCGGCAUCCGCGUCUGCGAGAGCGCAAGCUCUGUCGGGAAGAAGUCACCACCAGUAUCCGCAUGUCUCUACGUCACUCUCACCUCAUUGGACCAGAAGAUGGGGUCUUUCAACAGUUUAUUAUUGAUCGGCUGGCUGAGGCAGAUGAAGACCCUUAUGUCCCACCCUUUGACUGUCUGCACACAUAUGCCUUUGAGGGGACGGGGUCAAUCACAGGCUCACUGAGCUCACUGGAGUCUGUCACAUUUGACCCUUGCCUGAGUCAAACUCGUGAUGCGGGGCCUCAUCUCUUGCGGCUCUCACCAUGGAUGGGAGCAACAGAUGACGAGAUCUUAUUCUGACUUGAUGAGAAAAAUUGAUUCUCACUGUGGCUUUUAUGAUCAUACCUACUCUAUCUUGGAGUUACUGAACUGAAAAUUUAGGGGUUCAAAACAAAGAAGGAUCUUGAACCCUGUUCUUCUUCUUCUACUAUUACUACUUCUGACACUCUUUUGGCAUCAGAGAAUGUAUAUUGCAGAGACUAUAAAAUUGGUAUGAUGGUAUUAUAUCCCACCUAUACUCAUGUGUACAUCAUUUACCUCUGAUUUUAGGGAUAACCUAUGGGUGUGGAUAGGGUUAAGUUUAUGAAUAUAGUUUUUUAGUUAAUUAGUUUAGUUAAUUAUUUUCGGACAGGAAUGUUGUUCCACGACAUGCAUCAUACAUGCACAUAUGCUUUGUAUGAAUUAUCACACAGUAUAUGAACCAAGUUAUUAUAUUAUGUUUUAAAAACUAAAUUAAUGUUGUUUAGCACAAUAUAAACAUCUAAAUCUGAGCAGAUAUUAGUGUAAAGUAUUUUACACUAAACACUGGUCUAAACAUUCUUGACUAUAACAUUCAUGUUACAGUGUAGACAUUAAUAUUAUUUUUAAUAUUGUGAUAUAUAUAUAAUUUUUGUUAUAUCAUAGAGCAUAAAAUUUCAUCCCCAUUUCAUUUGACAUUUAAAUAAAAAGUUACCUAUUUCUGCCUAUAUGUUUCAUAUUUUGAUAUUUCCCUCAAUUUAACACAUUUAAGUCUGGCAAUAUAGUUGGGGAAAAGUAGUAAAAUUAUUACAUUCAUAUAAAAAUAAUACAUUAACUAAUGUAAGUAAGAAAUGAGUUACUAGACAGAAAUCUAUACUCUGCUGGAUCAAGCUGCAUCAGAUCGCAUUUUUCUUCCAAAGAAAAUUCUUAUUCCUCACAGCAUAUCUUCUUCCAAAAAUUAUGAAAAUUAGAUGAACCUGAUGAAGCUUUGUUUAUCGAGGUGAUGGGGACAUUUACAAUUACAUAUAUAUAUAUAUAUA